AUGAAAACAUCGACUCCAAAGCCUGCUCCAGCAAGAGAAAACGAAAUUCCGGUACCUCUAGGAUAUUCAACAUCACACGCACUAACAUCAGUGCCAAUGCCUGCCGCUGUUAUCAACACUUCUGCAGCUACCAAGGCUGUCGCUGACGCCAACGCAACUGAGAAUAUUGCUUUAGCUCUUGCUGCAAUCGUACGAUUUGGUAUUUUUGCUAAAUCCGAUGGUGCAACAACAACACCAUCGAUGAUUUCUGGAGCUUGA
Caenorhabditis briggsae is the source of this 258-nucleotide messenger RNA. The transcript has 3 exons. The record is from RefSeq and is a predicted model, not a curated record. NCBI's taxonomy places the organism in Eukaryota, Metazoa, Nematoda, Chromadorea, Rhabditida, Rhabditidae. Bases 1 to 258 code for a protein of 85 amino acids.